CUCCCCUCUCAAAGGUCAGGCUCGGCAGUAAUGAUGAUUACGAAUUCAGCGUAUCUAUCCUUCCAACGAACCGCAUCUUGGCACCGCCGAGUGCGAAUGCGACUGCUGACAUGCCUAAAUAAUACAGCAAGCCUCUAGCGCAACAACAUAUGAAAAAGGGGAAAGGAGAGGGCGAUGGUGCGCUACCUUACGAGAAAACUAAUCGUACUCCACACCCAUCGGCCGAGUCCACCAUUCAUCAUCCCAGCCAACUAAAACAUGGCCGAACGGACGCAACCCCUUCCUUACCUCCGCCAUCCAGAAGUACUAGACGUUCUCUAGCACACCUCCCUCUGUCAUAUAUCAAGGCGACCAGGGGAUGUGGUGGGAAGAGGGAAGGGCCUACAUCCCCCAGAAUCCCAGCAAUCCCCCAGCCACGCGAGAUUUCCCCGAAACACGACAAGACAAGACAAAAGAGCACUAUCACUACUACCACAACUCCUACCAUCACUCCCCUUUGUCCUUUUUCGGUGAUCGGCUUAUUGCUCCUUCCGACAUCAAAAUGCCGUUCUAGCCGGUUGUCCCAAGCGCCGCAAUCUUGGCGUACCCACCACCUGCACAGCCUCCGCUGCAGCCGCUCCUCGGAGCAUGCCAUGGCAUCAUCGCGGGGUGUGUUUGUUUGUGAUUAUAUUCUCAUUUAUGUCGAGUUUUCCAUGGUGUCAAAGUAAGUGUGAUUCGAUGUGUGCGGUUCCCAAAAAAAGAUCAAGGGGGGGUAGAUGUUGUACUUGUCGCUGUUAUUCGGUUUUAUCGGAUUUCCUUCCUUCCUUCCUCCCUCUAUCACUCCGAAGUAUGUUGGACCGUUGACCACCACUCUGCUGUUCUUGAUCCUCGUUGUCGCGGCGGCUCCGUUUUUGUCUGUUCGUCGGCGUCUUCUGUGGUCUUGGUCAUACAAGUCUUGUUGUAUCCGACCAGAC
Molecule: messenger RNA, 953 nt
Organism: Alternaria alternata
Lineage: Eukaryota; Fungi; Ascomycota; Dothideomycetes; Pleosporales; Pleosporaceae
Exons: 1
Coding region: 150-707 (185 amino acids)
Source: RefSeq, a predicted model, not a curated record